AUGUUUUCCAUGAAUGUAACUGGCAGAAAUUUGUUAAAUAUUUGCAAAAUUGUGUACAGAGUAGCUAAAAAUGCAGAUAAUGACUAUUUAUUCUUGGAGAAUCCUAAUACACUUGAUACUCUAAUUAGAGCAAUACAGCUCAUAGAACUACCUAUUCAAUCUUUGUCUUCUUCCUCACCUACUGCAAAUUCAUCAUCCUAUGUUUUUAAAAAUGACUUACUUCAAAAUCCUGCAUUAUUUUAUGUUUGUAAUAAUAAGGAUGCAAGUCAAGGUUUUAAAUUCAUACAACAUUCAUACCAUAUUUUGUUGCAGGUUACAGAAAUUUUCUGUCAUCUAAGUUCAGUGGAGUUAUUUCGUCCACAAUUAAUUUCACCUGAUGGCAUAUUAGAACAUGUUAUAAACUGUAUUAUCAAUUAUCAUGAACACGUUAUUCAUAAACAAAGUAGAAUAAAUUAUACGCAAGUUGUAACUGCAGCAUCCGAUCAUUCAGAUAUUAAUACAAUUUAUUUUAAUUGGAUAAGAUUUUUAUCUCAUUUAACUGAGCAUGCAGAUGUUUGUUAUCGUUUAGAAAAUUGGUUAAUACCGUCCAAAGACAGAGACACUAUGAAUCUGUACACCAAUAAGAAAAAAGAUAGUUCAAUAAAUGUCUGUCAGACCAUAUCAACAAGAAUUACAACACUAUGUCAGACGUUGAUUAAUUCAAUAUAUUUGUAUAAAGAAAAGGAGGAUCUUGUUGUAAGGAUUUCUUAUGUACUUGGCAAUCUAGCAGCUAGAUGUGAACGUGCACGCGUUGCAAUUUUGCCCGAUCAAGAGUGUUUAUUAAAACUAUGUGACUUCUGCCGCCAAUAUAAUUCAACAAUAUCUACCAAUGGUUCUGACAAUCUUAAAGUUCAAACUGAUUCAUCUAUUUUGAACAAUAGUGAAAAAGAUUUGACUAAGUCAAACAAUAGUGAUUUCUCGAAUGAUGUAGUAACAUUUAAAGAGGAUAAAUCAGAUCGUUCAAUGAAUCUUUUACAAUAUGACACGUUAGUGAAGUUAUUAAGAAUCAUAGCAAAUGUCACAAUAAGUGAAACUGCUGGGUUUUUAUGCACAGCAAACUUUGAUUGCAUAAAUCUGAUCCUGGAAAUCAUAGAUGGUCAACAUAUAGGUGAACCGAAUGAAUUGCUGCUCAACUGUUUUGCUUGUCUAAACAAUUUAACUUAUUAUAUAAAACAAGAGUUAACUGAAGAAUCCGUUAGAAAACAGUGUGAAAUAGCUGAAUGUCUUUUACGUGUAAUGAGGAAAAUAGUUGGUCAUCAGGAUGAAUUUCUUGGCGUUAUACGUGUAUUUGGUAAUCUAACACGUCAUACACCAAUAAGACAAUGGUUAGUCAGUAAUUCUAAUAUUUUGCUACAAAUUUCGACUUUGAAAGAGUCUACUACUAAUAAUACUGAUCUGUUCGAUAAGAAUGACGAUUUGGCGCUAAAUACAUCAUAUCGACAAAAUGCUUUUCUAUAUCUACUUAUACAAGCACUAGAUUCGUCAAGGGCAGACCAUGUGUAUAGUACUUUGGGCGUAUUGAUCAAUUUGAUGACAGACUUUGAACACAGGCCAAUGCUACGAACACUGGGAGGUCUGACAAAACUUGUAGAAAUUCUUCGAAACUUUGCUGGACAUGAUUGGCAAUUAGCUGGAUUGGCAUGCAAGACACUGUGGAAUUACACAGAUUUGGUUGAUGCUUCCAUGGGAGAACUUUUCGAUCCCGAGAUAAUGAUUGAUUUAUCUAAUCUCUUGACUGAAUUUACUGAUGAAAGUGCUGUUGCAAGAUUACAUCAAGGAUUAUUAUCAGAUAAUUUAAUGAUUGAGUCUGAUUGCCUAUCACUUUGGGAAGCAGCAUGGUCUAAUGAAUUUCUUCCUGUUGCUAGUGACCUACUGCAUCGUUUAUCAAAUCAUAUGAAUACUGACAAACCGAAACAGCUUCGUUCGCUUAUGAAAUCCUUUCAACUGUGCCAAGCUGCUGAUGGAAUGAUGAACUGGUAUUACUUUCGUUUCGAAGUCAAUUUAUAUACUCAGUCUGGGGAGAACAUAGCAGGAUAUAACUUUCAAAACGGUCUUACUCGCCGCCGGGUAAAUAUUCGUCGUAGCAUAAGUACUUAUCCCCUUCAAGUGGUUCGUAAUUAUUUAAAGGUGUUCGGUUCCCUUAAUAUAUCGUCCAGUACAUUCCAUAUAAGUCAUACGAAUGUUGAAGUUCCAAAGCCGAAUUUGCACAAACAUAGUCCUACUGGUUUAUAUAUGCAGUUUAACAAACUGAGUGUAGAAAAGCGGCAUCAUGUGAAGCUGGUCGUUGCUGACGAAGGUGUACCUAUCAGUAAUCAAUGGGAUUCUUAUGGUUAUCCUUAUCCAAUUCAAAUUGCUCAGUUUGGUUUAAAUCACUUCAGCCAGCUAGUAACAUCCGACCAAGUUGGCUUCCAAGAUGUGGAAAAUAUUUUAUUUUUGGAUGAUCAAAAUAUGGAUUUAGACUUAACUAUCCCAAAUGAUAAUGUUCUUCACCAUUGGACCAGUGAAAAGCGUUUGGAUAGGUCAAGUGACGUGCUCAUAUUAUCAGAUCCCGGUGACCGAAUUUUUUCUGUUACCCCGAAGCUUCAAGGUUGGAGUCAUUUUAUUAUGGUUGGCCACCAGUGGACGUACGGAAGCUUCGUCGAGCUGUUGGUUUUAUGGCAUCCACCACCAUCAGCGAUCAGACCCCGCUUUAACCGUCUACGAAGAACUUCCGUUGCAUAUAACUGUUCCUCAUCUCCGAAUAGACAUCAAAAAUAUGCUUCUAUCACCUCAGAUGGAAGUAGAGUUGUAUUUUGGAUGCCUGAGUGCGAAAAGUUAGCAAGACUUCAUGGGACUAUUAACAGUAUUAAAUUAGCACGGGAUAUUUAUACUGAUUUAAUGAAAGCAUUCUUUCCACUAUGGAAAUUACCUGAACUUGUUAGCCCAAGCAGUAAUGAACCUCUGGAUAAUAACUUUACCGGUUAUCAUUAUCAUGUCCAAGUACUGGAAGUAAAUUUCUAUGUCAAACGGCAUAGUGCAACUUUGAAUAUUGUCAUCGAAGAGUUGCGUCUUGGUAAACUAACCAAUCUACAAGCUACGUCAUCUGAUGAAAAUAAAAGGAAACUUACACCAGCAGAAAAGUUACUGCAUGAAAUACGUUUUAUGUCGGCCGCUGACUGGUUUGUUCACCAUCAAGAUGAUAAUGGUGGUUGGUCUGUAAAUGUUCGACGUUUUCUGAAAGGAAGAAAGGCUUUGAAACCUGGGUGGUAUUCUGCUAUGGGUCAAGGUCAAGCGAUGUCAUUACUAGUCAGAGCUUACAAUUACACCAGUGAUCUGUCAUAUCUUCAAGCUUGCUGUCGUUCAUUGGAUUUGUUUAAUUUAAGUAUAAAAUACAAUGGUGUUCGUUCGUAUUUUCUUAAUCAGUCAGAUCUCAUAUGGUUCGAAGAGUAUCCAUUUGAUCCGCCUAUUCAUAUAUUGAAUGGUUUUAUUUAUUCACUGAUAGGCUUAUAUGAUUUUACUCAAGUGGCAGCAAGUAAUCGAGACCCCUUGGUAGCAUCUAGUUUGUUGAAAGCCCAAACGUUUUUGAAUUCGGGACUGACAAGUUUGUCUAAAUUACUCCCACUGUUUGACUCUGGCAGUGGCAGCUUUUAUGACCUUCGUCAUCUUUCAGCUGAUCAUAUCCAGUCUAUGAAGUACACUGAACCUAGAAAUGCUAGAAACAAUUUUCAGUUAUCAUCUGGUCCUAACAGAGCUCGUUGGAGUUAUCAUUCUUUACAUAUUCGGCAACUUCAAACUUUGGUUGAUCUAGACCCGGAACAUUCUGUUCAAUGGCAAAAUACAGCGAGUCGAUGGAUCGCCUAUCUUCAAGGUUUUCAGUCUCUUCAGAAUUAG
This is a messenger RNA of Heterobilharzia americana, 3909 nucleotides long. Lineage: Eukaryota; Metazoa; Platyhelminthes; Trematoda; Strigeidida; Schistosomatidae. The record is from the annotation of a GenBank genome assembly.